AUGAGCAUAUUUGUGGAUCGUGUUCUCCCUGAGUCGUGCAACAACAGCACCCCUAGAGUGAAUCCCCCCACCACCGGCGAGAGAUGGCAGUGCUGCUGCAUUGUUACCACGAUCAUCGUGAUAGCAGCCGGGAUUAUAAUUGAUGUAGUCAUGUUGCCAGUGAAAACGCCCAAGCUCGGUAUGGUGGGAGCCAUGUUGACGAGCCUCAGCGUUGGAACGCCGCAGAAUCCGUGGCUGCAGGCCGACAUAACCGCCGAGUUGGCGGUGAACAAUCCCAACUUCGUCCCCUACGACUACCGCAACACCACCCUCGACUUCUUCUACGAGGGGGCUAUGGUGGGCCAGGUUCCCAUCCCCGCCUCCGGGGUUGCCAAAAGAUCCACCAAGACGAUGAUCCUUAUCGCGCCCCUUUUCUUGAACGCCGCUGAGCUCUCGGCCGAUUUGAGCCUGGGGGUGGUGCGGAUCACGAGCUCGGCUGGGAUGAGAGGGAGAGUCAUCGGCACGAAGAGAUCGACUAAUUAUUUGAUAUGCGUAAUGCAAAUUGUGACGGCUACGCAGAGCAUUACAAAUUUACUCUGCCAAUGA
This is a messenger RNA of Salvia hispanica, 585 nucleotides long. RefSeq names its product late embryogenesis abundant protein At1g64065-like. The record is from RefSeq and is a predicted model, not a curated record. Lineage: Eukaryota; Viridiplantae; Streptophyta; Magnoliopsida; Lamiales; Lamiaceae. Gene Ontology annotation, biological process: defense response to other organism.